Molecule: messenger RNA, 576 nt
Organism: Metopolophium dirhodum (rose-grain aphid)
Lineage: Eukaryota; Metazoa; Arthropoda; Insecta; Hemiptera; Aphididae
Exons: 4
Coding region: 1-576 (191 amino acids)
Source: RefSeq, a predicted model, not a curated record
AUGUUACUGUGUCUAUUAUUCCAAAUCAGAUCACCCACUGGAUAUAAAUUUUUAAAAGAUCAAAAUAUUUUACCAUUGCCAUGUGUCAGCACAAUUCGUAAAAAUUUACUAGCUAUAAAAAUUGUUUGUGGAUUUGACCCCAAUUUAUUUAAGCUAUUGAAAAUGACAUUUUCCACAAAAUCUGAACAUAAAAAAAAGGGUAUAAUAUUGCUAGAUGAAAUGUUUUUGAGGGAAAGUUUAAGUGUAAAUAGCCGUUCUCUAACAAACAUUGGAUUGGAAGAUUUUCGAAAUGAAGAAUUAGUAAGGAAAAACAGUAACUUGAAGGCAAACCACGGUUUGGUGUUCAUGUGGCAAAGUUUAGCCGAAAAUAUGGUACAACCUAUUACUGUGUUUGCUUCAGCUGGUCCAGUUAAAGGAGUUGAACUCUCAAAGCUGAUAGUCAAAGCCAUCCUAUUAAUGGAAGAUGCUGGUGCACACGUUGUUGGUAUUACAUGUGAUGGCGCAUCAACAAACCGCACUAUGUGGAAUUCAUUAGGAGUUUCAGCAAAAAAGGAUAAUUUCAAAAAUUAUUUUUAA